UGCUAUACGUGUCCAUCUUCAUCACCGGAGUGCUAGGAAAUGUCAGUACUUGCAUAGUUAUAGUGAAGAACAAGUCUAUGCAUACAGCUACCAACUACUACCUGUUCAGCUUAGCCAUUUCUGACCUACUGUUGCUGACCUCAGGACUGCCUCCUGAGAUCUACAAGAUCUGGUGCAGGUACCCAUACAUUUUUGGAGAGGUCUUCUGUGUAUUGCAGGCUGGAUAUGACGCCCAAAUAAAGAGUUAUUGGAUUAUCUGCUUUGAUGAACUGAUCGAACACAAUAUUACAGAACGAGACUCGGAUGGGAAUAUAUACGUGGCCAUCUGUCAUCCGUUCCUCUCCCACACGCUGAGUAAACUAUCGCGGGCCAUCAGACAUAUAGUGGCCAUUUGGGUCAUGGCCCUUUGCUUGGCCGUACCGCAGGCCAUGUCGUUCGGGGUCGUGUGUGAAGUGAUCGCUGGCGAAAUGCAUACUGACCAUUGCUUGUGUGUGCCGAAACGGACAGUGUUGCCGCACGCUUUCGAGAUAUCGACGUUCGUGUUUUUCGUCGCGCCUAUGUCUAUGAUCACUGUGCUAUACAUCCUGAUUGGGGUUAGUAUAAAUUACAAUUACAGUCAAAACUAA
Messenger RNA from Acanthoscelides obtectus, 626 nucleotides. NCBI's taxonomy places the organism in Eukaryota, Metazoa, Arthropoda, Insecta, Coleoptera, Chrysomelidae. The record is from the annotation of a GenBank genome assembly.